This is a messenger RNA of Amoebophrya sp. A120, 10415 nucleotides long. Lineage: Eukaryota; Dinophyceae; Syndiniales; Amoebophryaceae. The record is from the annotation of a GenBank genome assembly.
GCGGCCUUUGCGCGCAUGGGCAUCCACCAGGAUGCCCUGGAAGCCGUGACCCGUGCCGGCCACCACGUGACCUACGUGGUGGUCGGGCGCGAUUCCGAGGCCGUCGCGAAAAAGCUGGGCCAGGCGGUUACUGGCGAAGUCCGGCGCGGUCUCCACGCUAAAGACCCGGACCACGCGCAGGGAUUCGGCUACGACUACGGCCCUAGGGAUCUGCCAGGACUGAAGUCGUCAGCGUUGAAAUGGUUUGCCAUGCAUAAAAUGCCAGGCCUGGCGUGCCUGUCUUGCCGGGAUGGCAAGUGAGGCAGAUUGUGGGCCUAUUUUUUUAGGGCUUGGGAUAGAGGACAGGCUGCCGAGCCUAUUUAAGAGCACGACGCAAGCAGUUUUCUGCGCCCAAACAGCAUGACUAAUUGAAUUCCGUUGCUCCGAAGAUUUGUCACGCUCCGCUCAGACAUUGGUCUUCCUCGUGGUUGUAUCCGUUUUGCGUGUGGCAAAUCAUUUCAACUUUGUCGACUUGAGGUUUGGCGCUUCCAUAGACCCACGCGAGGGCGACGCUAUUCGCGUCACGGGGUCGCGAUUCGGCGGCGGCUUCACAAUCAAGCACAGCAGAGAAUAUGAUAGUGAAUAGCUACCAACUCAGAGUUUCUAGGGAAACAGCAAGCCGGCACGUUUUUGCGCAGCUGUCGCGCCGCUGAAGCCAUCGGGAUGAACAUCGCGACAGCCUUGGAAGCUCCCACUCCACGUCGCACACGCGUGCGGCACUGAGUGGUAGUAUGCGAUGGCCCAUGCAUGAAAUUCAUGCGCUUCUAGUUCCAAUAAGAAAUUACUCUGACGGGGGCACCUCUUCUUUUCAUAAACCACUUUUAUUUUCAGACGUGGCUAUCACGAUGAGAAAUCUCCCCCCCCCGCGAAGGUUGGUUCUUAAGGAAAAAAGUUGCGUGCUCUGCCUUCAUGCAAAUAAGUACCAAGCAAAUUUCCACCUGUCGCGUCAUGCGGAUGUACAAAUCCUCGCAAACAUCGGUUACAUUGUAAGCGGAGGGGCUAGAAUUUUCCCUGAUGAUAAGAAAACCGGGGCCAUUAUCCUCUGCAAAAACGUCCCCACCUCCCCAGAGUUCUUAGGAUGCAAAUUUGCAAACCGGAACUGGAUUUUACAAUGCUGUCUGGGAGUUUGUGAUGCUGAAAUCAGGAUUAGCUAUUCGAUUUGUGAUGCAGCCGCUCUAGCUAGUAAACACGACUAAAAACCUACGAGCCCAAAUUUGUAAUGCGCAACAUUCAACUCUUGUUAAAUUUGUGUAGCAAAGCCCCCAUCUUGACUCGGGGUUGGGAACGUUUAUUUUCCUCAGGAUAACCCAGCUGCUACCUGUUCCUCGACGGCGAUGACCUAUCCGGAAGAAAAAUCUGGCUUCAGUUGUCAGGGAGACAUGUUGAUGAAGAACAAUAAUUUGUAUUGCUGCAUGAGGACCACAGUCAGAAUGCUAUUUUCACUCGAAGAUGUUGUGGAGAGGAUUUUUCUUCCGGAUACGAAAUCAACUUUACCAGCGCGGCGAUGCUUGCAUUUCUCGGUGCUCGACCUAACAACGCAAGCGGUGGUAAUGAUGGCACUGCACCACCACCAUCACGACUACCACCACCAGCACCACGCGGUCCAUCUGCUAAUAAUAGCGCAGCGGCACCACGACCGCAUCCACCGCCAGCACCAGUGCGCGGGCUGCCGAGCCGAGGAGCUCCGAUGGAUGGUGCAGCACAAGUAGCGAAAGUAGCAGUCCCGCAGAAGAAGAAAGAGAAACCGGAAACGCUCCUUGAUGGCGCAGCACAAGUAGCGAAAGUAGCAGUCCCGCAGAAGAAGAAAAAAGAAACGCUCCUUCCUUCCCUCUCAGAAGAAGAUGAAAGCGGAGACAGACGCAUCCCCGCUCCGGAAGCGCAGAGGCCACGGCGCUCCAAAACCACGCCAGUCCGAGGCCCCGCCGCUCCGCUUCCGAAGAGUGUCGCUCGGCCUUCCUCGAAGAAAGCUGCGGCGGCUCGCGAGGUGAAUGAUAUCAAGUGAAAAACUACUCUGCACCAGUGACAUAGAGUCCAUCUUCUAGCUCAUUGCGCCGGCUUGGAAUAGAUGCAAACUCCUUGUUAUUGUGUGAUGCGAAAAAAGAGCUGCACGCAGCGACAAAUGCGGUACAGCCAGCGAUUAUUAUCUCCAAUUCCCUGCAAGUGUGCCACCACUUGCACAUUGCCACCACUUUGCCAGAUGGAACUCGCGGUAGGUACAGGUACUAGUUGUCGGUGAUCACCCGGUAUAAACUUCUAUACAGCAGCACAGCCUCAACUGUUGAAAACUUCAGCUUUAUUUUUGAAAUAGACAGAUAAAUGAAACUCCACUAUGGCGUGACUGCGUGUAUUUUUUCACUUGAUAUCCGAACUCGAAUUCGAAACCAAGUCGGGAAAGAAAUUGUCGGGCCAGGACAUGCUCCGUACAUACACCUAUCCAGGGCAAAAUAGACGUCGCAGCCGUGUAGGAGCACAUCUGGAAGAAGCUGCCCUUCUUGCCAUGCAGAGACCAAAGCUCGCCCCUGCUCGAGGAACAGAUGUAGGACGUCUUCAUCGACCCGUCUCCUUGCAUGUAGCUAAACUGCGAGGUGGAAAAUACAAAUAAAGUUGUCAUGCUAAUUAUCUCGCCGUUGGUCAACAUGAACAAGAUGCUGUGCAACAACCUGACCCCGCCCUUUCCGCCCGCGGAAAGGGGGGGGGGGCCCCCACCCACCUUCCGGCCAGGAGACCCGAAAGCCAAGCGGCCGGGGCCGGCACGCUCGCAUUCCAGUCAGACGGCCGGGGGGCGGGGGGGGCGCGCGCAAACGAAGGGCAUAGCACCGCGCACGCGGCCUAUGUAUCGGUGCGAGUACAUUUUUUUUGGCGGCGCGCGCUUCGCGCGCGCAAGUUUCAUGCGUGAAUUGCAAGGCAGCGCCAAGGCCGGACAGCGCGCAUGCACAUGCGCCCGCCGCGACCAGAUACGGCCAAAAAGCCUAAGAACCUAGACGCCGCAAGCGCGCGCAAGACUGCAAGCGACCGGGCCCGCCCCGCUGCCGCGGCGGCCGGCAACUGCAUGCCAAGAACGAGAGCCACGCCCACGCCGCGCUUGCCCGGGCCCGGCGCGCAUUCUUCGCCCUUUUUCCCGCCCUUAAGAUGGGCCGGCCCCUGAACACAGGCCCCCACCCCCCGCAGCUUAUGAAGCAUGCUGGAAUCAAAACACGACCCCCCAGAAUACCUCUUGCGCGCGCAGCCUUCGACGUGCCCACCCAAAACCAGUAAGGAGUCCACCGGGGGCAACGUUGUGGGGGGGGGUGCUAUUUUUUCGCGCCCGAGCGGGGACUGGGGCAGGGCCCCUGCCGGCUCGGCGCCGGCCGCAUCUGGGUGCGAGCGUUGCAAGCCGGCAGCGCGGCGCCGGUCCACGACCUUUUUUGUGCCGCGCCGCCACGCCGACCCAAGCAAGGGUGGAGAAGGGCGGCGCCGAAAAAAAAAAGCGCGCCCGCCCCCGAAAGAACAGCCCUGGCCAAUGAGGCCUGCAAACUGCCCAAAGACAAAGGCGCGGGCCGCCUGGCCACAUGCCUGCCUGGCGCACGCAGGCUUCCGCCCGCGGCGCGUUCUUUCCCUUCCCCCGCCCGUGUGCGCGCCCCAUUCCCGCACCGAACGCCCGGCAGCGCUCCAUUGGCCAAGCUCGCAGCCUCCGCUCCCGCAGUCAAAUCAAUGAAUCCUGUGCAUGGUUUGGCUCCACCGCGCGGCGAAGGCGUCGGGGCAUGGCGGCGUGCCCUCCUCCCUCGCCGGCCCCACAUGACUAGGCGGCGCGCGCUUUCGCUAUCGCCGGCGACAAAAGCUAUUAGGUAGCGGGUGGGGCCCGUUUCUUCUGUCAAACGCUGGCUGCAUGCGGGCAGGUGGCGCCGCGCGGGCGGGCGCUGCCCCCGCCAUGUAGUGGCUGAGGCAGGUCAGGGAGCGGGGUUGUGCGUCCGUGUGCCCCCGUGGCCGGCAUUAUCUAGGGGCGCUCAGCCAGCCAGCCCCAGGCAAAUUCGGGCCAAUAAAAUCAGCGUAAAAAGGCAUUAAUAAAAAAGCUGCGCCGGGUUUUGUCCCAUUGGUUUUGUGUAUUGAUUGGCCAGGGGCUUGGUUUUUGGAAUUCCGGAAGGGCGCCGCGCGGCGCCCCCGGGGGGGAAAUUAAUGGAAACCGGCGGCCCUGCUUUUUUGUUCCCUAGGCCAGCGCUUGCCGCGUUUGAGUUUUGUGUCCGUGGUGAGGGUGCAGUCCUGCCAUGUGCCAUUCCGAAGCCCCCCGGCUUACCGCCGGGGAUGGGUUUCGUCGGGUUGCGUCUCGGGUGGCGCUUUCGUGGUCGUGCUUCUCGGCCCAGAGGCUGGGUUUUGCCUUUGCUUUCCCCAACGGGCCUGAGGGGGUAGGGUGUCGCCCGCCGGUACCGGGGAGCCGAGCCCGGCCAAGCCUGGCGGUCUUGGGCUGGUAGCGGGGCUCUCUUUGGCCAGCAGGGGUCGAGGUCUGUUGCAGAGGGAGCGACAGGCCUUGCGAAUCUUUUCACAAGAUCCCGCGGCCUGACCUCUGCAACAAUUUUUGCAAUAAUCUGUGCAAUAAUAUUUGCAAUAAAAUUCGCAUUAAUUUGAAAACAAGGCGAAUCGUGUGGGAUUUCGCACCCCCAACAAAUUAAUUCAAAUUUUAAUGCAAAACUAAACCAGAAAUUAAACAAAAUUUAAACCACAAAUUAAUUAACAUAAUCACGCCGGAGACCCAAACUCGGAACGCGCGAAAACUCGCAGUGUUUUGGGCGCGGGCUAAACUAACAACAACCGGGGUGGCCCGGGGCUUUUGUUUUUGGGCUUUGUUUUUGUGGCGUAUGUCUUUGUGGCGCAGCCCUUGUGGCCCCUGUGUUGUCUUGCCUUGCUUCUUUGUGGAGCUUCCCUUGGGCCCCCAGUUUGUUUUAUUUUGGCGCCGCCCCAGUGUUUUGCCUAUUUUUGACAGGGCCCCUGGGGGUCUUGGUUUGCCCUAUUUCGUUGCCGGGUCCUGUUUCCGUUUCAUGAUCGGGCGCAGAAGCCUUGGGCGCGAUGGGCCCGCAGGCAGUCGGCCCCGGUUGUCCUCGCGCGGCCGCAGCCACCGCCUGCGUUCGCCCCCGGUCUGUUUGGGCCAUGUGUCGCGUCUUCCCCCUGGCCAUUCGCGCCGGCAUUUUGGCGCAUUUCUUUGGCCCGCCUCCCGCUUUUACAUUAAUGCCUUUUCAAACCAAUUUGAAACCGGGUAGCUUGCCCGGGGUCGGCAGCCUGAGGGCGCCCGCGGGUGGCUUGGUGUGAUUUGGUUUGCGUGGCGCCUCAUGCGGAGCAUGCAUGCAAAGUUAAAGUAACAGAGUGGGGCUCCGGCGCCACGAGCUAGCUGGCCUUCGCAGGCAGGGGGCUUUCCUCUGCAGCCCGUGACUUUGCCUGGCGCCUGCGCCUGCCCAGGAGGAAGGGAUGGAAAGCAACGGGGCCGGCCUGUUUGCAGCGCCUUCCCCCCUUCACACACGCAACCACGCACAAGCGUGCCCGCCACGCCGUUAGGCGAUGUCUGUGCUGCGCGCAUUGGUUGGCCACAGGCAGGGCGAGCCCCAAAGAAAGCCGUGGUCGCGCAGCGUGUAGUCGCGGGAAAACGCGCCGACGCCCGGCCACGGGCCGCUUGUCGAUAAAUGGAAAAAAUGGCAAGAGCCGGACGCCCGCCGCGCAUGCAAACAAUUCAAGAGGUGUCUUCUUAUGGCGGGAUCGGUAAUACCGUGCGCGCGCGCAGCGCGCGCGCGCGAUUUUUUUUUAUGCCGAUGACGAUUGCGGAAAGGGGGGGAGGGAGGGGGUGCCACCCGCCUGGAGGGGCGUCUACCCCCCUUUCCGCGGGCGGAAAGGGGUCAGGUUGUUGCACAACAUCCAAAAAUAUCCAUGUAUUCUUGGUUUAUUAGGUCCGCAGUAUCAAUUGCAAAAGUUUCGCAUUCGUAGUGAUUGCGGAUAUGCAUGACAAAUCGCUGUCCUGCGCUACAACAGCAUCACAAAUUUCCUCUGGGUCUGGCAUGAUAAGCUAAAUUAUUUGUGCAUGCAAUUACUACUGGUACGAUAGUACUUCUGUAAUGCAUACGCAGCUGCGGCCGUCUGUUGCUACUGGAUAGAAACCGAAAGGAAGACAACCGCAAGAGUAAGGACAUCAUCCUCCUCAGUAUCCUGUGGAAUAAAGCACUUCCCACGCCAUCUUGUCACGAAAACCUGCAUGUGCAAAAGUAAAGUUACCAUCUGCAUCAAACCCCACCGGAAGUGUGUAGUUUUGAAAGGGUUUACAUGAAAAUCGGGGUUCUUCAUAAUCGAAUGUGACGAACAACGUGAAGGUGGCUUACUGUAGAUACAAUAUGUGAGAUAGCCCUGGCAACCGAUUGGUGGAGCUUCCAAACUUGUAAUGCACAAUUCCGCAAAUUUGCAUUCAUUUGUAUUGCAGAAUCUCACUCUACUCGAGGUUUUGGACUCCUGCAAGAUGGGGUGGAGCCGUCUUGUUUCCACAGGAUACCUCAGCUUCCGCAGGGCAACCACAAGGAUAAAACCACGAAAAAACAGCGGAUAUCCAACAGAAACAGAAGUGUCAUCUCGGUGUGAAUCUGUAAUGCAGAACACGCAACAACUACAGGAGACGGAGAACGAUACGUUUGUCGUGCUUAAGUACUUAUACCUAUCGAAGCAGCCUCUUUCGUUCCCAAAUACGAUGUCGCGCACUAGCCUAGUGCGCGAAAUCAGAUAUGGAAAGACGAGGAACAGCCGAAGAUAGGCUCUUGUAAAUAAACUAAGUAUUGUAAUGCUGUUCGCCGUUCGCGUUCUACUUGUAAACCGGGAAAAUUACUCAUGCGCAUGCCAAAACACAACUUCUUCCUCUUUUGGAUAAGAGGAGGCCGCGGCGCGGAACGGCAGGGCCUGGCGGGAACUGGUCGACAAGGCGCGGGUUGCGGGUGGAGAGGUCCUGUUGCGAUUAAAGCGGCUGUUCGCGUCGGGCGGCGACAAAUCCAUAUCCCUCGCGCAGUUGCGAUCGAACCGGGCGGCGACAUACCAGGCCCCGCGAAAAAACAGCAAGAACAAGAUCGAGCACGCCAACUGCGUCUUCAGGCGGAGGGUUAUGGGAAUGCCAGGAUUGAAAUCGACAAAGCUGAAGUGAUUUGCCGUGCAUAAAAUGGACGAGCCAGGCGGAAGCCAACUUAUCAAGCUGCGCAUGACAGAUUUUCCGAGCGCCGGAAUCCAAUUUGUCAUGCUGUUUGGGCACAGAAGACUGCGUUUGUCAUGCUACAUUAGCAGCUCUAUUUCAAACCCUAAACAGGCUCAGAAUGAUCGGCCCUACUUGCCAUCCCGGCAAGACCUGCACUUGCACUUCAUGCCUUGCAUUUUAUGCAUGACAAAUCGUUUCAACUUUGUCGAUUUCAAACCUGGCGCUUCCAUAAAGGUGUUGCAGACCCACCGGUUGUUCCCGCGGGCGGCGGGCGAUACCACUCCGGCAGCGGAGGCCUACGACGCCGAGAAGGAGUCCGAAGACUCCCGCGCAGCUACUCCGUCGGUGGAAGCGGCGGCGCCAAACGCAAGGGGGGUCGAGCUCGCGGGCGCAGCGGUAGAUGCAGAGCUAUCAAGUGCGAACGUGCUGGGGAACUACAGAAGCAAGGCCCCGGCGCCGCGUUUCUAGCGUUCGAUCAAAUAGUUUGAGCACCACUAGAAAGAAACCAGUAUUCCCGUAUCUAAACUUCUCUCAUGCAAACCAUGGCGCAGCGUGUGUGUUGGUCAUGCUUGCCAGGGUAGUAGGAUAGUAAUCUUUUUCGAAAUAUUUUCUAGGAAGCACACAUGAUGUGUGCGCGCGGUUGUGCUGCCCUCCGGAUUUUUCCGGUCGCGUUUCCACCGCCUCCUCCGGAUCCUCACGCACUGUCACAAAUGCAAAAGUGUUGAUGUCGCUUUCCAGAAGAAAAAUGUGAAAAGUGCCUAUUGCAAAACUGGGUAGUACCCAAGUCACGUCUUUCGCCACUUGAUAACCGGAAGUAGACGAUGUUGCCGCCGACAGCCAGGAGGAGGGCUACUACGAAGGGGACGUGGAGGACGGGGACAUGAUGGACGUGGAGGGAAACCUGGACGACGUGGAGGAGGGCUACUACGAAGAGGAAAACGUGCUCAGCGAUGAAAACGACCUGGACGACGUGGAGGAGGGCCACGAAGAGGAAAACGCGUUCGGCGCUGAACUCGAGGAAGACGAGCGUAUCUAUUGCAAAACCGUCCUGAUCCCUAGAUUUGUCAUGCAAGUUUGCAUGCAGCCUCGGAAGUUUGUCAUGCGCAGCUCGAUGAUGGCGAGCAUUUUCUGAUGUUCCUUCGGAAUUUGUCAUGCUGUCAUCAGGAUGAGAUCUUGCUUCUUCACGAAUUCUUUUCUUGGAUUACACUAUGAAGAGUCCAAGUCUGUCUUGUGCAACGGCCAUAGCUUGUUGAUUUGUGUAGCAGCUACGUUACUUACCAUCUUGAUGACAAUAACAACGAAAAAGUAGUUACCAUCUUGACAAUUCGGUGCGGACGUUUUUACUGAGGAUAGAGCAGGAGGAGGCGGAACUCGGUUACGAAGCUGAAGUCGAGGAGGAACAGGACGACGAAGUGGAGGCUCCUUUCCAUGCAGCUCCGAUAAAGAAAGAGUUCUCGGAGGAGUUCUCUACAUAAAGAAGUAGACCGCCAAGUAAUAGAGGACUUUGCUUUUUCAUAUAUUGCGAUAAAAAGCAAACAUCAUGACGUAGAGCGUGAUCCCAAAACCUUUCGAUCUUCAAAACUCGCAUUUGUGUUGCUGAUUCUGCUUCUGACAGAAGUGCCGUGCUGCAGCAUCUCACUUUCGUAAAAACGCAAGAAUCUUCUGUCUGCGAUUCAUAGCAGAAAAUGAAGAAUAUUUUAUCUCCCUACAAAUAAACAGAACUUUUGAGAAGGAGAAAGACACGGUAGUAUGACGACACAAGAGCGGGGCGGGCUGUGGUGUGCCAAACCGGCACGCUAUGGCACGUCCGAAAUCACUUUGCGGAGGUGAAACAUCGAAGAAAUUAUAAUUAAUCAGUACCAAUUACAUUACUAAGGGGUCCCAGCCCGCACAGGAACAGCAAGCUUCUUGUGCGCGUCUCUGCUGAGUAGCUGUGGUCUAGUAGUAGUACGUAGUUUUUCUGCUGGCUUGGAAAAAGAAAAGCCCUCGUAUGUUGGCCAUUCUUUCCGCAGGAAGGAGAUCGGUCUUUUACGAUAAGGUAGGAAAGGUGGAGCCAUAGAACAACUACUAAGUAAGGUCUGAUGUUGCUGGAAACACCGAUUAGAGAUAGCACCUCCCCCAGGUGCAGUCUUACGAGUUCACUACUACUACUCUGUAAAAGAAUAUAGUUCCUUUUUCGUCACCCCGCCCAAGACGUGGUGCUGCUUCGUAAUUGUUUUCAAACUGGAAAACACGACUGAAAUAUAGUUCCCUUUUGGCAAGAAUAAGACACUCAAUUGCCAUUUUGGCAAAAAUAAAGCUGCCACUUUGGCAAAAAGUCUACGACUGUAUUAUAAUGCCCUUUUGGCAACAAGACAGUCAACUGCCAUUUUGGCAAAAAUAAAUCUGCCAUUUUGGCAAAAAGUGUACGACUGAAUUAGAGUGCCCUUUUGGCAACAAGUAGACACGCACCUGCCAUAAUUUUGGCAAAAAUAAAGCUGCCACUUUGGCAAAAAGUAUACGACAGAAUUAUAGUGCCCUUUUGGCAACAAGACACUCACCUGCCAUUUUGGCAAAAUAAAAUAAAGCUGCCACUUUGGCAAAAAAUAUCGCGGUCGCCAUUUUGGCAGAAAGAAAAAGGUCCAGAGAGGAAGACGCCCUUUUGGCUGUCCUUUCGCAAACACAACGAGAAUAAACGAAAACAAACUUUUCGAAUAAGUGCCCUUGUGGCAAAUGAACGAAAAUCUGAAUCGGUUCAAAGCGAUGAAAAUAAAGGGAUAUGGCUUUGUUUGGAACUGUCUAAACUGAGAACGGAACUUUUUCGCGACUCUUGGAUCCUUCCCCGCCUGUUCUCGUGUUUUUUCAAAAAAAAGAGGCGAGACUGAGAACGGAACUCGAAGCCGUGAAACAAGUGCGGAAACGGAAACGGAGAAAAAUCCGAGAAGCCCCGGCCGGCCAGCGCACAGGCGGCCGAGCCAUCUCGGCUGUCUGCUAGAAGCGUGGCGACCUUCGAAGCAAAGCAAAUCCCUGAGCGGGGGAGGCCUAAGCCCCGUGGUGCCCCUCUCUUGCGCGCCCUCCUGUCGCUGCGCGGCGUUUUUCUUGAUGUUGUUUCUAUAGCCAAGCAGAGUCACCUUCAGCAAACGGGCCGAGCUUGCGCGCUCAGCCGGAUGCUUGGGCGGGGAUGCCAGAGAAGGUCGCCCGCCCGCGAAGUUAG